GAACAGCGUGGGCCCGAGCGUAGCGAGAGCUGGGCAUUAACGGUUUAUGAGACGUGACUGACAGUUUCUGAUGGUAGAAACAGAUCUGGCGGAUUGAAACAGUUGGUGAAAGUUUGGAUAGUCGCCGUUCAUUUUUCCUGGUGCCGGUCAAGUCCUCUUUGAACAAGCAAUAUCUGGAACUUUUUUGAAUUGGGUCAAGUUCAACAAUGCCUGGGUCAAAGAAGGGACAGAGUGUCUUGGAUGCAAACAGGAAAGUAAGUCAUGGUGACUUGUCUGUUAAUUGUAACGAUGUGUCUGAUGUUAAGCAUGACAUGGUUGAUGUUACUGUUUCGCCGUUCAGGGAUAAUAGGAACAUCAAACUCCCUAAAUUUGAACCACGAUGUUUUGAUGGAAACCCGGCUGAUUAUUUACAAUUUGUAAAGGAGUUUGAGAUCAUGUUGAGUGGUUUUUUAUUAAAUGAUGAAUUGAAGUUAAUGUAUUUGAUGAGAUAUUGCACUGGAGAUGCUGCAAGAGCUAUACAGUGCUGUAAGUUUAUGAAGCCAAAAGAGGGCUACGAUGAGGCUAUGAGCAUAUUACGUCAAAGGUUUGGAAGACCUUCGAUGAUUGCAGGGAAAUUAUUCGAGGCUGUUAAGGGUAAUGGUGGUCAAUUACAGGAUGACUCCCAGGCACUCACUGAGUUUUUAGAUAAUUUGCUAAUUUACAAGAAUGGAAUGAUUUCGAUGAAUCGCAUGAGUGACCUCAACUCGAGUUUUAUACUAGAAGUAAUAGCAAGACGUCUACCUACUCGACUGCAAAGGAAGUGGGUGAAGAUGAGCUCCCGUAUGGAGGAUGAGGGUAUCGAGCCAAAGUUUGAUGAUAUCCUGAAACUGGUAAAUACUAGUGUCAAUCAAUCUAUGAGCAAGUUUUCCAGUCUGUUAGAUCUCACCCCUAGAAUAGAGCAGUCUGAGGGUAAAACGCACUCAUUGAUGACGAAUAAGCCUCAGAGAGGUGGAUAUCGAGAAGACUCCAUGAUGUCUAGUAAUGCAUAUAGACCUAGUGAGUGUAACAGGUUUCGUAGUACAUCCUCAACAGAUAAGUUACAAGAUGCAAGACAAACACGGUUGUGUUGUACACGUUUGCAAGAGGUGCAUACAGAAGUGAACUGUGAACCAGUGAGCAAGUUCAGUGAUAAGCUAAAUGUAAACUCCAGGUCUGACUCCGAAUUGUGUGACGAUAACGGUGCGGUGAAGAAGUCUGUAGUUGCAACUGGUAAGCCAUUGUUGAAUAGAGUGUCACAGAAUAGAGUUACUGCUUCAGAGUGGAGUUCUGACUCCAAAAGUUUACAAGGUAUUACUAGUCAGAGUGAAGAUAUAAAACCUUUUAUGAUUUGCGAGGAGGAACCAAAAUUGUCUACUUCUGUUAUUAAAGAGUUUGAAAAUGAUGAAGUUGACGGUAAAGUGAAUAUUCGUGAUAAUGAUCAU
Trichobilharzia regenti is the source of this 1460-nucleotide messenger RNA. The record is from the annotation of a GenBank genome assembly. NCBI's taxonomy places the organism in Eukaryota, Metazoa, Platyhelminthes, Trematoda, Strigeidida, Schistosomatidae.